UUCGCCCAGCGCGGAUAACGACGAAAUGGACGACGCGUCAACGUGCAAAUUGGCAAAUUGUUGUUGUUAUUGUUGUUGUUGUUCGAUUUGCACGCGUUGCUGUUGCUCUCGUUAUUGUUAUUGUUGUUCGAGUGCCCAGCGGCAUUGCGGAAAUUGUUAUUGUUAAUAAACGCCAACAACAACAACACACAAAAACAACAAAAAAACUGUUAAAUUUGUGAAGAGCCAAAAAUUUUAGGAAAUGCAGCACACUUGCUGAACUGAAAGGUUAUCAAUCAAACCAAUCAACCAAUCCAUCACUCUCCACCAUGGAUGGCUCACCGAUGGCGCUGACGUUCACCAGCUUGGGAUUGCUUCUGGUUCUGCUGUUGAUGUGCCUCCUGGUGGCAUGCCACUGUUUGGGGCCACGUGCCGCAAGUUGGAUGCGCAUGCGUUCGCGCUCCAGCAAGGAGGAGAAGAUCGGAUUGUCCAAGCACAAGCAUAAGCUCUUCCAUCCCAAUGGCUACAUGGCCAGCAUUCAAUCCGGUUCGGAGUUUCUGCUGAGCACCAGCGGCAGCUUCAAGCGCUUCGACACCAUUGACAAGGAGGACUACAAUCGCUCGCAGCAGCAGCAACAGUUGCUGCAACUGCAGCACCACCAACAGCAACAGCAUCAUCAUCAGCAACAGCAGCCACAACAAGCACAGAUGCAACAGCAGCAGCAGCUGAUUGGAAAUGGCGGCGAGACGAGUACGACACCGUUGUGGAAUCUGCCACAAGCGGAUGUCAGCAUUCCGCCGCAGCCGCUGCGUCCGGCGCCGGCGCCAAACAGCGCUGGGCCAAGCAGCAAGACUGUGACGUUCUCCUUUAGCCAAAUCAAUGAGCUCAGCUCGCCGACAGCAACAGCGACAACAGCAACAGCGACAGCGAUGGAAACGCAGCCGCGUUCGUGCUUGCGUGGCACAGUGCCACAAGCAUUGGAGGCGCCACCGCCGCCCCGAUUAACGACAUCCGCAUCGGUGACGCUGUCGGCAACCGCAAUACCGCGUCCGAUUGCCAAGCGGCAGAUAUCGCUGCAGCAGGGCAUCAACAGCACGACAGCAACCACAACAGCAGUCACGACAACAACCACAACAACAACAACAACAUCAGUAGUGGAGUCCGAACUUCAACCGGAGUCGCAACCGAAGUCGGAGUCCCAAACGGAGCCGGAACCGGAGCGACGUGCGCCAGCAUUGAAGCGUCGCAACUCGAGCACAAAUCCCUUUCUCUGCGAGUCGAUGGAGCAAGCAACCCCGACUCCGACCCCGACGCCUCCUCCCCACCCCGCUGUUGCCGCACCCCCCCACAACGGCAAUCCGUUUGUGCAUGGCCAGAGUCUGUCCAGUCGGCUGCUGAAGCUGCACAACACCAACAAUCCGUUCUCGGGUCUCACGCAACGUGUCAAAGGACCUCACAUGCUGCAGAAGACCAUCUCGGAGGAUUAUCUGUUCCGCAAACUGGGCGCCAAUGGACACGCCAAUCUGACCAAUGGCAAUGCGAACUCAAAUUCAAACAACUCAACGAAUGGCAAUUCCACGUGGUGCUUUGGUCGCUCCCUCAUGCGUCAGGAUUCAAGCAUCAGUUUGGGUCUGGGCCGGCGGAAUAGUUCGCAAAUGUCGCUCGAUGGAUCGAUGGAUGGCAUUCACUUGGAGCACGGCAUCUCGUGUGAUUCGGUCAACUCGGAUGCCUCGUCGCUGUGCCUCGAUCAGCUCGAUCAGCCGUACACACAGAUCACAGGGUAUCUAUGCGUCGGUUUGCAAUUCGAAAAACACAACGGCCACAGCGAGGAGCAGCUGGAUCUGACGGUCAGUGUGCUGGAGGCCAAGGAUCUCAUCUAUCCGCUCAGCAUGGGCAUCGACUCGCUGGACACCUUUGUGCGCAUCUAUUUGGUGCCCGAUCAUGCCGGUGGCAUGCAGACCAAGGUGGUACAAUCGUCACUGACUCCGGCGUACAACGAGACGUUCAACUUCCGGCUGAAGCGACAGCACGGUCGCCACUCGCUGUGGUUCCAUCUCUAUCACAACGGACCCGCUCACACGCUGAUCGGCGAGGCGGAGAUGGAGAUUGGCGAGAUGGUGCGUCCUGUUACCACAUGGAUACCGCUCUCCGAUUCACGCAAGUGCAACGCUCGCUGGGGCGAGCUGAUGUUCUCUCUGAGCUAUCUCCCCACAGCGGAGCGUCUGACAAUUGUGGUGGUCAAGGCGCGUAAUCUGAAACUGCAGCCAGACAGCGACACGGCGGACGGAGAAGCGGAGCAACCGCCCAUCAAGACGCACUCACCAAACGCGGGUGCACUCCAGCAUGUGUUUGUCAAGGUCUACCUGAUGAACAACGACAAGAAGGUGCUGAAGAAGCGCACUUCGUUGAAGCGUCAAGAUCGCUCGCCCACAUUCAACGAGUCGAUGAUCUUCAGUCUGCCGCCUCAAGGUCUGACCACAGUGCAACUGCGUCUCACGGUCUUUGGGGUCACGGAGGCGGGCACCUUGCCCUUGGGUCAUGUCAUCGCCGGCAGCUGUGCGGUGGGCAAGGGACUGCGCCACUGGCAUCAGAUGCUCUCCUCGCUGCGCAAACCGGUUGCCAUGUGGCAUGUCCUGCGGCGAGCUGUCAAUCAGCCGGUCUUCGUUGGCGGCGCUGAGGCUGUGGUGGCUGCCAUGCAGAGCACUUUGCAGCGAGCGAGUGCCAAGCGUAACAGCAUUGUUUAGAUGAAAUGUUAUCGAUAACGAUAUGUCGAUUAUCGAUAUAUAAUAAUCGACUGUUCACUAUCGAUUAUGAAGCGUCGCGUAAUUGACAGACAGGUGAAAUAUUUUCGAUAACGAUAUUUUGGUUAUCGAUAUAAAGCAAUCGACUGCUCACUAUCGACUAUUAAGCGUCGCGUAAUUGACAGACAGGUGAAAUAUUAUCGAUAACGAUAUGUUGGUUAUCGAUGUAUAGCAAUCGACUGUUCACUAUCGAUUAUCAAGCGUCGCGUAAUUGACACACAGGUGAAAUAUUAUCGAUAUCGAUAUGUUGGUUAUCGAUAUAAAGCAAUCGACUGUCCACUAUCGAUUAUCAAGCGUCGCGUAAUUGACAGACAGGUGAAAUAUUAUCGAUAACGAUAUAUUGGUUAUCGAUAUAUAGCAAUCGACUGUCCACUAUC
Drosophila sulfurigaster albostrigata is the source of this 3157-nucleotide messenger RNA. RefSeq lists its product as uncharacterized. The transcript is spliced from 6 exons. Gene Ontology annotation, biological process: regulation of calcium ion-dependent exocytosis; calcium-ion regulated exocytosis; regulation of dopamine secretion. The coding region runs from base 309 to 2723 and encodes 804 amino acids. Gene Ontology annotation, molecular function: phosphatidylserine binding; calcium ion binding; calcium-dependent phospholipid binding. NCBI's taxonomy places the organism in Eukaryota, Metazoa, Arthropoda, Insecta, Diptera, Drosophilidae. The record is from RefSeq and is a predicted model, not a curated record.